AUGUCACCUCCGCCUCUGGAAAAUCCCGCAUCCGAGGAGGUUGACGACAAACAAACUAAACCUGAACCUGAAGGCCCAAACUUCACCAAAAUACACGGUCAAGUGAAUCCUAUUCUCCAUGGUGCCAGAUACGUAAACGGCCAAAUCAUCGAGUUCCGAAAUGUCUCCUCGGGGACGGCUCAACAGGUAGUUAGCUGGUAUAAACAGAAACUCUUUGAUUUUCAACUUUAUCGUCUAAGAUUGAAUUAUAACUAUAAACACCGCCUUGUCCAAUUCAAGUUCUCCUACCCAGCAGGAGAAGCCUUAGCCGAAGCUCUCAGGUCCAAAUUCACAAUGUGGAUUUGGGAUUCCUUCAAAGACAUCGGCGGUAUCUCCAAAUCCAUCAGCAAGGACUUUCAAAUGCUAUCCUACUGCCCCUCUCCAAUCCUCUCCCCGGUCAUCCCUAGAACCCUCCUCCUAACCCCAGCACUCUCCAUCUAUCCAAACCAAAAAAACCAUGAUACCGAAUUCCCACCUGUGGUCAUAGACUACGCUUUCUCACCCACAAACUCCCCCUCCGAACUCCUCCGUCACUGGCACGACCUCUACCGUUCCCGCGACCUCUGGUUCUCCCACAGUAAAGCAAAAACUCAAGUCAUAAUCCUCGCAUUAUUCUCCCCAGCUGCCACCGGCAAAGAUGCUGAAGAGCAAGGAGAGGAAGAAGGGGAAGAAGAAGAACAAGUACCUCGCCAAAACACCCUCAGUAUUAAUAACAACAGAAACAUCCGCAUCCAAGGAAGAAUGGACGUCUGGCGCUAUGAUAAAAACUGGAAAACAGGCCGUUUAACAGAUGAAGUUAUAUUAUUCCCCCGUCCAUGGGACCACCAGAAAGAAGAGGAAAAAAUAACCUUCAAGAUUCAAGAAAUAUUCGGUGAAUCCUUUGAUUUUAGAUUCGACGAAUCAGAUAUCCCUGAAGAUAUGGAGUUUGUCUUGGAUGUUAAGGGGUUGAGGAAACAUAUGCAGGAAAAUCGGCAUGUUAUGAAUUUGUGGGCGGUUUGA
This is a messenger RNA of Orbilia oligospora ATCC 24927, 1038 nucleotides long. RefSeq lists its product as uncharacterized. Bases 1 to 1038 code for a protein of 345 amino acids. The transcript is spliced from 3 exons. NCBI's taxonomy places the organism in Eukaryota, Fungi, Ascomycota, Orbiliomycetes, Orbiliales, Orbiliaceae. The record is from RefSeq and is a predicted model, not a curated record.